AUGUCUUUUCUGGUCGUCAUUCUCGCAGUAUUGAAGUGUCAUGGAUCUCUUUCACACCAAAAUUGGCGCAACCCUCAAGAAAGUAAUUGGCACUAUCGCCAUGACUAUGAUAAUCUGGAAGAUGAAAAUAAAAUAGUGUUCCCUGAACAUGACGACGACUAUUAUCCGACUGGAUGGGAAUAUACUACAACGACCAGAAGACCUCCAAAUGAUAAUAACAUCCAAAGCUGCGUGUCAUCGUGUCCCGUGACAUCAUUUAACCCAGUCUGUGGCACAAAUGACGUAACUUAUCAGAAUAUUGAUCAACUGCGAUGUGCUUUUCGUUGCGGGCUUGAUAUCCGUGUGAAACAAUGGUCUGCAUGCAACAUGGACACUGAAAGUCGGAGAAACAUCUUGCAAGCUUGCAUGAACAGGUGUCCUGUGACUCCAGAAUAUUUACCCGUAUGUGGAACUGAUAAUAUAACCUAUAAUAAUAUAGGGAAACUAUAUUGUGCACAGAACUGUGGCGUUCAAGUUCAGCUGAAACGCCGUGCGCCUUGUCCUACCAUGCCUAGUGAUUUGCCAACUACUGAAAGGAAUUUCGACAGAAUAUCUAAGUGUAUUUUGGACUGCCCAGGAACCUCUGAGUACAACCCUGUUUGUGGUACUGAUGGUGUCACCUACACAAACGAGGGAAAGCUUCAGUGUGCUAGAGAUUGUGGUGUAGACGUAUCAAUACGAGGUCGGACGUCUUGUUUUCUUCUAUCUUCAGUUACUCGAUCAACACCGACCACUGAAACUACAAGCGACUUUCCAUUCCCAAGCAUGACCACCCAGGCCACAAAUUUUACCGUCCCCCAGCAUAUUUUAGAUAUCAUCUUCACGAGCCCUUCCGACGAUGAUGACUACUUACCCAUCGAUCCGAGACGGGAUAAUGUUUCACAAAAAUAG
Messenger RNA from Leptosia nina, 930 nucleotides. Lineage: Eukaryota; Metazoa; Arthropoda; Insecta; Lepidoptera; Pieridae. The record is from the annotation of a GenBank genome assembly.